Molecule: messenger RNA, 288 nt
Organism: Strongylus vulgaris
Lineage: Eukaryota; Metazoa; Nematoda; Chromadorea; Rhabditida; Strongylidae
Source: the annotation of a GenBank genome assembly
CAACUUGGCACCCUCCUCUGCCUUUCUACCAUGGCUGCAGCUGCGCUCGGAAAUCUCAUCUCUGAUGUAGCUGGCGUAGGCCUGGCGCACUACGUCGAAGGUUUAGUGAACAAAGUCGGUAUCAAACAUCCUGUACUGACUUCAGAGCAACUUGAUAGCUCUAAGUCUCGUUGGACAACUCAUUCAUCCCGUGCAAUUGGUCUCUCAAUCGGCUGCAUUAUCGGAAUGUUCCCCUUGUUGUUCUUCGACAGAGACGAGGAGAAGGCCGAAAAAAAAAUUUCGAAGUAG